This is a messenger RNA of Apis cerana (Asiatic honeybee), 480 nucleotides long. RefSeq lists its product as uncharacterized. NCBI's taxonomy places the organism in Eukaryota, Metazoa, Arthropoda, Insecta, Hymenoptera, Apidae. The record is from RefSeq and is a predicted model, not a curated record.
AUGACUAGUCGUUGCGAUAGUAAUCCUGCUCAGUACGAGAGGAACCGCAGGUUCGGACAUUUAGUUCACGCACUCGGUCGAGCGGCCGGUGGUGCGAAGCUACCAUCCUCAAAGACGGCAACGAUAUCUCUAGGAGUCUCGUGUGGGUCGAAAGGCUCAAAACAAUGUGACACUACUAGGUGGCCGGCCCUCGUGACCGGUCAUCGCACGGGCCCCAGUUUGCCGUACGGGCGUCUUUGGAUUCGUCGUCGGGAUCUCGCCGAUCGACGGCCAUGGCGCUCUAACGGUCGAUCAUGGGUACUCCAACUUCGACGUCGAGACUCGGAAUCGUCUGUAGACGACUUAGGUACCUGGCGGGGUGUUGUACUCGGUAGAGCAGUUACCACGCUGCGAUCUGUUGAGACUCAGCCCUAUGCUUGGGGAUUCGUCUUGGCAUAUUGUGGAAGUGCUGAUAUUACAUUGGGAUAUGCCUCAGCGUGA